CAUAGCCAAAGAAAGAUACCAUGCUACUAUGCUGGGCACUGGCGAAAAUAUAUCCAGAUCAACCAGAAAGCCCAUCUGAGAGGCGGGAAUUUCCCUCUAAAAGGGCACCCGCCUCCUGGUCUGCGUGUUUGAUUAACCGCCAAGUUGGUUACAUACUCGGUGCAUCCGUGUUUUUGAAAACAAUGAAGGGACGGACGGACGGACUGGGCAGGUGGAGCUCCCCCGGAAUAUCUUCAUCCCGGACACGCUAGUCCAGACACGGCCAAGCCUUGUCCGUGAAGAGGCUUAGCGUGAAUUCUCGGCUGAUCCCUACAGAAACGCUCUGAUUGGCUACCGGGGCGUGUUUCAUGUUUUGCAACUCUUCAUCGCGACAAGCUCCAGCAUACGGUGAAGCAAUGAAACCUCCUCCGGCGGCUAUCUGCAAAGCUGCCCUUCGAACUAGAAUCCUGAAGGAAAGCAAUGGAUUCGCCGUCUCCAAUUCGCCAUGUCUUCAAAUGAUCCACCAUUUCCCCUGUGAAAGGCUUCUUAGCCUGUCAUGCUUAAAGUGCAUGGUAUUCGAAUGAUUGGCCACCAGCCUGCACUGAGCUGGAGGAAUGCUAUUCCUGUCGUGGCUAACCGCCCAGCCAAGCUUUGAGCUUUUUCUGCAGGACCAGUGGCUGCUGUCCGACCUCUCAGAUACUCGGGUUCUCCAGACACAGGGUGUAAACCGAGUAUCUCCUAAAAUAUCCCACGCUUGCUUAUUUGUCUUUCUGUUUAUACUAGUAUCGGGAUAAACUUCAGCUGUGGAGCGGGCAGCAAUGGGAUGUACCUUGUUCCCGCUGUUUUUGUCGUUGGCAGCUGAUACAACAUCGGAUCCCGUGAAGAAUCGGGGAGAUCGGGCGCUAUGGCAUGGAGUCACUGUCCUUGGGCUCUACAAUAAAGAGACCGGCUCUCGCCUUCAGUAUUGAAUUUAAAAUAUAAUUUCAUUCUUCUUCCUAUUGUCUCCAUUAUCUUCCCUUCCUGGAUGAAGGGUUUUCUUUUUUUUUUUUUACUUCAUUUGUCAACCUUCAUUUAAUGGCAUUUCCUUUCAAUAGAGCUUAAUAACACCUGAUUGACCUGAAUAGCCAUCUUCUUGCCGGCACUAUAGAUACUUUCCCUUCCAAUUCCUCAACUGUCCUUAUUCUCUCUGCCUUUCUUUUCCACUUUUUCUAUGCUUGUUUGACACAAGUUGCAAUUGUUACAUCUUCUGCCACCAUCAUAGACAGUUGGCAACCCAUACUUAAGUCUUUUCUACCGAGAGAUCAUUCCUUGCUCUACCACAUGCGCUGGCCGUAGCCAUUUUAGACAACUCAAUUAUCAUGCAGUUCUUACGCUUUAUUCCUCGCUCGUCUCCUGGCCUGCCUCCAUAUGGCGCCCACGACCCUCCCAUGAUGCAGAACCCCGCGCCGACUACAGCUCCCCCGGGGGCAAUCACGCCUUAUCUCGGGUUCAAAGCCCGACUGUCGCAAAUAUGGAUCAACAAGUGGACAAUAUUAUUGCUUCUUGUCCUCGCUCGAGUUCUGAUCGCUGUCACUGGAUUGAAUGACAACAUGGCAUCCGCAAAACGUGAAGCCCUCUCUGCCUGUACCAGCGUCGAAUCGAUGGGAAGCGCGAUGGCAUCGAUGCCGCAUUAUAUGUCCAAGGGAGUUAACGAACUUACUGCGUCUGGUGUUGAGAGAGCAGUCAAUGGACUUAUGUCCAUGUUGCUUUUGACCGUUACGGGAGUGGAAGAGGUGGUUGUUUUCUUUGUUAACGUAUUGACGCAAACAUAUCUCUGUCUUAUUACGCUUGCAGUUUCCGGCAGUCUGCAUGUCGCCCUGAAAGUUGUUGAGGACGCUGCUGAUUUUCUCAACAAGACUUUGGCAGACGUGACCGAGGGUAUCGAGAAGGGAGUCGAUGGUUUCGAAGACAAGAUUAACGACUUCCUUAAGGGCAUCAACAGUAUUACCAGUGCGUUUGGCGGGGAGAAAGACCCCCCAAAGCUUGAUAUUGGCGGAGAUCUUGAUAAGUUGAAAGAAAUUCGUUUGCCUUCCUCCUUGGAUGAAGGUCUCAAGAAGAUCAACGAUUCGAUCCCGACAUUCGAUGAAGUUAAUAAAUUCGCAAACGAUGCUAUUCGAUAUCCUUUUAAAGAGGUUAAAAAAUUAAUCAACCAGUCACUGGAAGAAUAUAAGUUUGACCGCUCAGUAUUUCCUGUUCCGCAAAAAGAGAAACUGAGUUUCUGCGGCGACAACGAUGGAAUCAACUCUUUCUUCGGCAAAAUCGGGUCCAUUAUCUCAACAGCAAAGAAAAUCUUUAUUGCUGUCUUGAUUGCCGGUGCUGUCGCUGCGUGCGUCCCGAUGGCCCUCUUGGAAAUUCGAAGAUGGCGUCAUAUGAAAGAACGGGCGUCACUUGUGCAAAAGAAUGACCACGAUCCUAUGGAUGUGGUAUACAUUGUUUCUAGGCCAUAUACCUCUACUGCUGGGUUGAAGAUCGCCAGUUGGUUCAAGCCGGGCCGGAGACAAGUACUCGUUCGUUGGAUUGUUGCCUAUGCGACAACAACUCCAGCUCUUUUUUUACUCGCACUCGGGAUCGCAGGACUGUUUUCCUGUGCUUGCCAGGCUAUUCUCCUUCAUGCUGUCAAGAAAGAGGUCCCUGGGUUAACAAACGAGGUUAGCCAGUUUGCCGACAAGGUAGUCAUGAGCCUCAACAAUGCCUCUGAGCAAUGGGCCAUCAGUACCAACCGUGUUAUCGCCGAUACAAAUGACGACAUCAACCAGAAAGUGUUUGGCUGGGUAAACACCUCUACCACUUCCAUCAACGACACCUUAAAUGUCUUCGUUGAUAAGACUAGUGAUGUCCUCAACGACACAUUUGGAGGGACGAUCCUACAUGGCCCAAUAAAAGAUGUCCUAUACUGCCUCAUCGGUCUCAAGAUUCAAGGUAUACAAAAAGCACUAACAUGGGUCCAUGACCACGCCCAUGUUGACUUCCCUAACAUGCCAAACGAUACAUUCUCUCUCGGAGCCGUCGAGUCCAUCGCGAACGACAACAAAUCAGAUCCCGAAAGCUUCCUCGCAAGCCCGGGCGACAAAACGGCCGACGCAAUCACCCACGUUGUCGUUCGUGUCACCGAAGCCAUUGAAAACGCAAUUCGCACCGAGGCUUUGAUAUCCACUUUCUUAAUCGCCCUUUGGUUUGCGAUUCUCCUCAUCGCCGUCCUGCGUGCUCUCACUCUCGCUUUUCGCCGGGACAAACCCCGUGGUGAAGGCGGAAUCGAUGCAACAUACCACCCACCUGCACCACGCGCCGCGCAUGCCGUAGGGUCUAUGGAGAUGUCAGAUUUCUACAAUGUUCCUCUUACAGGAGUCCCAAAUGCGAACAGUGACGGCGGCUUAGCGCCUAAAUAUAGCACGACUCCACACGUUCGUGGAGGAUCUCGUGGCUCUGAUACGGAUGAGGAGGAGUACCAAGCGCAGAAAUUGGGGUAUGCAGGGCAAAGAGACUACGAAGCUGCGUUGAAUAGAGAAAUGUGCAGGGAGAGUAGUUGCGGGCAGGUUAUGUAUGGGAGUGAGAAGCGGUAG
Messenger RNA from Coccidioides posadasii C735 delta SOWgp, 3578 nucleotides. It is a transcript of the gene PRM1, whose product is annotated as plasma membrane fusion protein prm1. Lineage: Eukaryota; Fungi; Ascomycota; Eurotiomycetes; Onygenales; Onygenaceae. Gene Ontology annotation, cellular component: mating projection tip. The record is from RefSeq and is a predicted model, not a curated record.